UCACCCUCAUCCGGGCCCUUCCUCCGUCCUCCUCUCUGACAGCACCAUGACGCCGUGGGGAGGCCUGGCUCACUCCGAAUCCUCCUUCGCUUCCAUUCCUCCGGCGCUCCCUCCUCGACCCCCUCAGCCUCCGCCUCCUCCGGCUCCUCUGCCCACGCCGUCCGCCCCUUAUCGAGGGAGACCAGAGGAGGACGAAGAAAGUUCUGGUUCAAGUUUUAACUCUGAGAUUCCCUCUCCAUCUCUGGCAAUCCCUCAGAACAGUGCAGGCGGUUUGGGUCGAGGGUUGCGGUCGAGGAGAAGAGUGUUGCCUCAGCGUCGGGUUCCUCGUCCUCCUCGUCUCCCACCGCUGCGUCCCAUCACCAACCUCAGCUUCUCCCGGAGCUUCACGUUCUCCUUCUUCGAGCUGCCGCUGCACCAGAGUCCUCGCUGCCGGGCCGAACGCAUCCGGAACCUCCUGCUGCUCCUAAAACAGAUUCACUUCUGA
Messenger RNA from Stegastes partitus (bicolor damselfish), 484 nucleotides. Its product is annotated as WAS/WASL-interacting protein family member 3. The transcript has 2 exons. Bases 47 to 484 code for a protein of 145 amino acids. Lineage: Eukaryota; Metazoa; Chordata; Actinopteri; Pomacentridae. The record is from RefSeq and is a predicted model, not a curated record.